Molecule: messenger RNA, 3981 nt
Organism: Rosa chinensis
Lineage: Eukaryota; Viridiplantae; Streptophyta; Magnoliopsida; Rosales; Rosaceae
Product: beta-glucosidase 11
Exons: 11
Coding region: 2501-3814 (437 amino acids)
Biological process (GO): carbohydrate metabolic process
Molecular function (GO): beta-glucosidase activity
Source: RefSeq, a predicted model, not a curated record
UGUGUUGAUGUAAUCAAAGUUGCAGAGAAGGGUCAGUUUCGGUUCAGUUUCCAGCUCUGAACCAGAUCCAUGCCAUGUUGGGGAGAGGGCCAAGAGAAUCAUGAGCUUGAAGGCUUGUAUAUUUCAAUUUCGAUUGCAAUUUUCUUCAAUAUCUUGUGUUGAUCUUCUAUUUUCGUCAAUAUCUUGUGUUGAUCUUCAAUUUGUGAGAAGUAAAACCAGAUCAUAAACCAAAUCUCAAGAUGAUGCAAAAGGCCCGAAAACCCGAGAAACCCGGCCCGGAAACUUCGGUCCGGGCUCUCCCCGGUCCCGACCACCGGAAAACUUGAUUUGAGACCGACCCGGAAACUUCGGGCUCGGUCCCGGUCCCUGUAAAUAUGGUGCCGGUCUGGGACCGUGCCCAGCCCUACCACCAAUACUAACAAUUUGCAAGUUAAAUUGAAAAACAAACGUUGAAAUUGAAAAGAAAAAAAAACCCAGAGCAUUUGACUUUUUUGUUAUUUUCUCACUCUUGGCUAUCUAAAUAUGAUUGGAGAUUUUGACACAAGUUAGAUUUGACUGUCAUCUGAGUAUUUUGUUGGAGUGAUAAAAUUAUCUCAGAAAUAGUCAAAAUUUAAAUUUAUUUCAAAAUGAGUAUGCAAGAAGGGAUGCUAGCUAGUCUUCUUACAAGCACAUUAUUCUCACCUAUUUAUUUUCUGCUUCAUUUGCUCAUUCAUUUUAUUAUAUGGGUCCGGAUCAUGGGACACUAUAUUUUACACAAUUUUUUACACAUCUUAUGAGUCGUUAGAUUUAAAAACUUUCAAAGGUCCGGAUUUGUUGUUUGAAUGAUGUCAACACAAUACCAAGUGAUGUGUAAAAUGACAUGGCAUUAUAUAUUUUCGAUCAAAUAUUAUAAUUAGAUUGAACUUUUCUUUAUUAAAGGAAAAAACAAAAUCUAUUGCUCAUAUAAGAACAGUAGAAGACGAUUAAAAAAUAAAGGAAAAAAAUUGCUGAAAACCAGACACCAAAUACUAAAAAGAAUAUCAUCUUCUCCAAACACUAUCAUCAAAUGCGAUAUUUGAUGGCCUGGAGCUUUGAUAUUUGUUUCGAUAAAAUAUUGAGUGCUAGUGAUCAAAGCCAAUCAAGGAUGGAGGCUGUCAGAAAAUUUUGGAGGAAAAGGCAGGGAUCUGGAGGUCAGCUAGGGUUCCAAUAUUUCUUUAAUUAGUACCAAGAGGAUACAUGGAGAGAAGAAUCCAUGGUUGUACUGGUAACGGUCUACAAAUUCACUAAACAAUUCAAAAAAUUUAAUUUAGGAAAAUGGCACAGGAAACAAAUUCCAAAACUACUUCAAGCAUUUUGGUUGAAAAAUAUUCCAAUCGAUGUAUAAAAUAAGCGUGUACCAUGAAUAAAAACAAAGGACUGCAAAUAAAUAGGAAAUUCAAUACCAUUAUAUUUAGUAGAAUCCUUCUAACAGCUACAUAGAUAUUAGGAAAUCCCAGUAACUGAAAAUAUAAAUGAGAAUUAAAGACAUGCAUUCUUACUGAAUUUUUCAAUAAAAGAUGUUUCAGAUUAGCACAUCUCUUGAGAGAUUCUAUUAGCAAUUCCCAGUAAUUGAAACCAUGAAGAACCAGCACCAAUUAAUUGACUCGUGACUUCGGGUCUUCUUCAGGAGAUGAUGAUUUUAGCAUUUGGCAUUUGUUCUUCUACUCUUCUUCUUUUUUUCUUUAUUUUGAUCGUGUUCUGUACUAUUCUUAUAUGAACAGUAGAUUUUGUUUUUUCUUUUAUUAAAGAAACGUUUAAUCUAAUUAUAAUUUUUUUAUUAUAAAUAUGUAAUGCCAUGUCAUUUUCCACAUCACUUGAUGUUCUGUUGACAUCAUUCAAACAACAAAUCCAGACCAUAAAAAGUUUUUAAAUCUAAUGACUUACAAGAUGUGUAAAAAGUUGUGUAAAAUAUGGUGUCCCAUGAUCCGGACCCUUAUUAUAUUAUUUGUAAAGAAGUUAGAAUAAAAGUAGCAUGUACGUGUUGAUAAAAAGUUGGAACAAAAGUUAAAAAUAAAAAUAAGUAAAUAACAGAAUGGUAGCAGGCUGGCAGCCAAAUGAGAACCAAAGAUAGAUGGGACAUAACGCCAAAACAUAACUGAUCAUAGUCGUUACAAAACAUAAUGGCGACAGCCAAAUGAGUGCCAAAGCUACUAAGGAAAAAUGAUUCUGACUAGGGUAGGGAAUGGAGAAGCUAAUUUGGAAAGGUUUAGCUUUUGAGUUAUUCGGUUCUUUUACUUUAUUGCUCAUCACCUUUAAGAAAAACGCAUACAAAUUCAACCACUAGUUCUUCUCAUUCUCUUUCAUGGAAACCGCAACAACCAACAACAAAUUGAGAUUUUGCCAUUUUCACCAUUGACUUUUGGAAGCACAAAGCUUGGUUAGUAUGUCUUUUGAUUCUUGUCGACCAAAGUUGGCAAGUUGCUAGUUGCAUGCAUAUUCCAAAUGUGUGAAGACCAUUACUAAGUUUUAAAAUUUAGGAAAAAUGCAUGGAGCCACUGGAGAUAUAGCGUGUGAUGAGUAUCAUAAAUACAAGGAAGAUGUGCAACUGAUGGUGGAUACUGGUUUAGAAGCGUAUAGAUUUUCCAUCUCAUGGUCAAGACUUAUACCCAAUGGAAGAGGACCCGUGAAUCCAAAGGGUGUACAAUAUUACAACAAUCUCAUUGACCAACUAAUCAGCAAAGGAAUCCAGCCUCAUGUUACUUUACACCACAGUGAUCUCCCACAGGCACUCGACGAUGAGUAUGGAGGAUGGGUUAGCCCAAAGAUUGUAAAAGACUUCACUGCAUAUGCAAAUGUUUGCUUCGAACAGUUUGGCGAUCGAGUUGGGCAUUGGACUACUAUGAAUGAGCCAAAUGUAUUUGUACUCGGGGGUUAUGAUAUUGGAUUCCUUCCACCACAACGAUGUUCAGCUCCAUUUGGUCUUAAUUGCUCGAGGGGUAACUCCUCAACUGAGCCAUACAUGGCAAUUCAUUAUUUCUUGUUAUCUCAUGCAUCAGCAGCAGCACUCUACAAGCAUACCUACCAGCACAAGCAGCGUGGGUUUAUAGGCAUCAAUGUAUUUGCCUAUUGGUUUGUUCCUCAAACCGAAACCCAUCAAGACCAAGUUGCUACUCAAAGAGCCCUCGACUUCUAUUUUGGUUGGGUUAUGCAUCCUUUGGUGUAUGGAGAGUACCCUCAAGUAAUGAAAAAGAAUGCAGGCUCUAGAAUUCCAACGUUCACCAGUGCUGAGUCUUCAAAGGUCAAGGGUUCCUUCGACUUCAUUGGACUUAAUUACUAUAACACAUUGUAUGCCAGUGACAACUCUGCCGCAUUAAACAUUCAAAACAGAGACUAUGUAGCGGAUUCGGCAACCCAGAUUUCUCCUUUGGAUUACAAUACAUCAACGUUGGAGUUUCCGAUAACACCUUGGGGUAUGGAAGGACUGUUGGAAUAUAUCAAACAACGCUACGGCAAUCCUCCCUUAUAUAUCCAUGAAAAUGGCCAACAAACUCGACGUAAUUCUUCGUUGGAAGAUUGGUCCAGAAUCGAAUAUUUGCAUGGACACGUUCACAGUUUGCUUAAUGUUAUAAGGAAUGGAUCAAAUGCUAGAGGCUAUUUUACCUGGUCUCUCUUGGAUUCAAUUGAGCUUUUGGGUGGCUAUGAAAUAAGCUACGGCCUUUAUUACAUCGAUUUGGACGAUCCGGAUUUAAAAAGACAGCCUAAACUCUCUGCACAUUGGUACUCAAAGUUUCUAAAGAACAAAAACAUCACUCCACGUUCAGAUUCAGAUGCUGAUCAGCAUUACUUCUUUCAGUAGAUAAUUUUGUUGUAUAUAUGUUUGAAGUUAAACUUAUUCAUCACUUCAAGCAUAAUCAAAACUAGAUGAAGAAUGAUCAAACAGCUUUUUUUUUCUUUACACUCAUAUAUUCUUGGCUUCAUUCCUUUUCAGCUCAUUCCACGAACAAUUUUUUUUUCUUCCCAAAA